This is a messenger RNA of Nyctereutes procyonoides (raccoon dog), 306 nucleotides long. Its product is annotated as small ubiquitin-related modifier 1-like. Gene Ontology annotation, cellular component: PML body; nucleus. The transcript has a single exon. Gene Ontology annotation, molecular function: ubiquitin-like protein ligase binding; protein tag activity. The record is from RefSeq and is a predicted model, not a curated record. Gene Ontology annotation, biological process: protein sumoylation. The coding region runs from base 1 to 306 and encodes 101 amino acids. Lineage: Eukaryota; Metazoa; Chordata; Mammalia; Carnivora; Canidae.
AUGGAGGUCCAGGAGGCAAGCUCUUCCAGCAAGGACUUGGGGGGCAAGAAGGAAGGAAAAUACAUUAAACUCAAAGUCGUUGGACAAGACAACAGUGAGGUUCACUUCAAACUGAAAACGACGACCCAUCUGAAGAAACUCAAAGAGUUGUACUGUCAAAGGCUGGGUGUUACCACCAAUACGCUCAGGUUUCUCUUUGAUGGGCAGAGAAUCGCCGAUAAUCACACCCCCAAAGAACUGGACAUGGAGGAAGAUGAUGUGAUCCAAGUCUACGAGGAACAAGUAGAGGAUCAUGCAAGGAUUUAG